CUCCCUCCUCAGGGGUCCCUUUCCUUCCUAUUCGCUGCCGUUCGCUAUCCAUCUCACCCACUCUCACUCGUUAUCUUUCUUGUUUGGUUCUUUAUUGCCCUGUGUUUGUUUGCUUGAUUGAUUGAUUGAUUGGUUGAUUGAUUGCCUGUCGUAUUCACCUCUUGCCCCCCCCCCGUUGCCGGCCCGUACUCCCUCACCUACGGUACUGUACUAGUACAUCCCCCCUCUUCCGCCCCGAAACCUUCCCCUAAUUUACCCAUCGCCAUUUGGUAUUUUCCCCUUCCUUACUCCCUCCGCUCACCGGUACCUGUUUUCUCCUCAGUUGCAGCUGUAGGGGCUUUCCAUCGUUGUGUCGUAACGCAUUUUCUUCCCUCUCCGCCAUCGCCACCACUCCUCGCUAUCUUCUUUCGCUCCCGACAACGCAGGGUUGUAGCGGUCGUUUGCUGGUGUGUGUGUGUGUGUAGAUUUGUUUGUUCGUUUGUUUGGACCUCGGCGGUCAAGGGGGCGUAGGGGGGUGGAAGCGGUCGUUACUGGUGACGAGCACUGUACAAUACAAUCUUUGACGGUGUCAACGGGUUACCGGAGUCCAUUCACUUGUUUGUGCCUUGCAACCGAUUGAGGGACCUGGGAUUGGAGGACUUCCCUGCGUCUCGAGUCUUGUUGUGAGUUGCCUCCCCAGCCAGCCAACUAAACUCCAUUCUUAAUUAACAGUUACUAGCGGAGGGGUUUAACGACCGUACGAGUACUAAUCUUCUACCGCUCGGUUAGAUCCUCUUCAACGCCUCAUCAUGUCGCUGCCUCAGCGACCCCAGCCAACAUCGCCCGGGCAUAGGGGCUCCGGGCGGCAUCAUCGGCUGAACGAUGUGGAAACUGGACCCGGAUAUUAUGUCGAUGAGCCACAGUACAGCAGUCCUCCGACGAGAAGACCUACGCUACCAACGGGCGGUGGACCUCAGGCUGGUGGGAUCCCGGGGUCUCCGGACCCAUACGCUUCUGGCACGCCCGAAUUCGGACGAAAAAGGAGCCUGAUCAGACCGGAGCGGAAUAGAAUUGAUAGGGACCAUCCAAAUUACUACUACCGACAACAUGCGCAACGACAGAAUAUGAAUGUGCUUCCUUCGACAACGGGUAACGAUCCCAUAGUCGAAGACCGUACGGAGGCCGCAUCGCAUGCCUCAACUGACUCAACCGAUCUCAAGAGUUUGACUCGACCAACUCAGUCAAUUCCCAGGUACUCGGAAGACGGGAUGGAAACGGUGCCCAAAAGGCACACCCCCAGCAAAUUGGUCAGGGCCCAUUCGAAGAGGCAUUCAUUGAACGAGAAGGAGAAACAGAAGAGACAGGAUGAUGCUGUUCGCCCGCCUUCGUUGUGGAACGUUUACUGUGCUAUUGUUACCUUUUGGUGUCCAGGUGCACUUUUGAAGUGCUUCGGUAAGCCCGCCAAGGCACAACAACGAGCGUGGAGAGAGAAAAUGGGUCUCAUCAGUAUCAUCAUUCUCAUUUGCGCCUUCGUCGGUUUCCUUACCUUCGGUUUUACACAAGCGGUUUGCGGAUCUCCUGUCCAGCGCUUAAAGGUCAACCAGGUCGGCGGUGGAUACCUGAUCAUUCACGGACGGGCCUACAAUCUCGAAAAAUCGACACAUCCGGCUACUGUUGAUUUCCCCGCCGGUAGAAACGUUCUGUACGAUCUUCCUGAGAAGAACGGUGGGAAGGACGCAUCAUUCUUGUUCCAGAAUGUCAAUGGCCAGUGCAAGGGACUAAUCACUCCUACUGAAAAAUCGGUGAUACCCACCGAUUCCAGUGGCGGAAUGGCUUGGUAUUUUCCCUGCAAAGUUUUCAAUCGGGAUGGGUCUACAAAACCAAACUUGAACAUGACCGAUCAGAAAUAUCUCGGAUAUGCCUGCCAUACUGGUGGUAAAGCGAGACAAGAAUAUUACGAUCUCGAGGUCACCACCGAUGUUUAUUUCACAUGGGGCGACAUCAAGAAUAGCUCUAGAAACCUUCUGGUCUAUUCGAGCAGUGUGUUGGAUCUUAACCUUCUCAAAUGGCUCGAUAAACGUCAAGUUGUGUAUCCGUCCCAGUUCGAUGAGUUCCUCCAAGAUCCCAAGCUCCGUGGAACUGAUGUCACCCAUCUCUUCCAAGGUGCUGCUGAGAAGAAGCUCGCGAAAUGUUUAUCGGAAAUUAUUCGUGUCGGGAGUAUUGAUACCGAAACUGUCGGUUGUAUCGCCUCCAAAGUUGUUCUCUUCGUGUCUUUGGUCUUCAUCGUCAGCAUUGUCCUCAUCAAGUUCUUGCUCGCCUUGUUCUUUGGAUGGUUUUUGAGCUGGAGGUUGGGAGCCGCUAGGGCUAGCGAUAUUAGGAAGGAUAUGAAGAAACGAAUGAAUGAGAUCGAAGAUUGGUCGGAUGAUAUCUACCGCCCACCCCCAAAGCUAAAGGAUGCAAAUACCCCCGCCGGGGAUCGUUCUAAGAGAGGAAGUUUCCUGCCAACGACUAGUAGAUUCACUAGUCCUUAUGCUCAAGAAAGACCUCAAAGUCGUCAUAGGCCUUUCCCUACCACUAUGGGCUCCCAGAGUUCUACUGCGAGGCUACUACAGCCUGGACAAGCCAUGUAUCAACAGGUUGGCCAAAACGGAUCCAAAGGAAGUUUGAGUGGAAUGAUGACCGAGUCGAUGCCCGGAUCGAGCCUUUUGAGCCCUGGCCAUGGUGGUCAGCCCGGUGAACGAUUCAGUGUUUACUCUGAAGUUGACGGACCUGGACCCGCUGGAUUCAUUCAUGAAGCUGUUGUACCUCAGCCACCACCUGAAUAUCAGCCGUUCGGAUUUCCGCUGGCCCAUGCCUUGUGUCUUAUCACUUGUUACUCCGAGGGCGAGCAAGGUGUCAGGACUACAUUGGACUCAAUCGCGACUACGGAUUACCCCAAUAGUCACAAGCUCAUGCUGAUUGUUUGCGAUGGUAUGAUCAAGGGACAUGGCGAAACUAAGACUACUCCGGAGAUUAUCUUGUCCAUGAUGAAGGAUCACGCUGUUCACCCUGAUGCCGUUCAAGGAUUCUCAUACGUUGCUGUUGCAUCUGGCGCCAAGCGCCACAAUAUGGCUAAGGUCUAUGCCGGUUUCUAUGACUACGGAAUGGAUUCUCAAAUCCCUCCUGAGAAGCAGCAAAGAGUACCUAUGCUCGUCGUCGUCAAAUGCGGGACCCCGGAUGAAGAGGGCGGUGGAAAGGCUGGAAAUCGUGGUAAACGUGACUCUCAGAUCAUUCUCAUGUCCUUCCUUCAAAAGGUUAUGUUCGACGAGCGCAUGACUGAGUUAGAAUUCGAGAUGUUUAAUGGCAUUUGGAAAAUUACUGGAAUAUCGCCUGACUAUUACGAGAUUGUACUCAUGGUUGACGCUGAUACUAAAGUCUUCCCGGAUUCGCUCACUCACAUGAUCGCUGCCAUGGUCAACGACCCUGAUAUUAUGGGACUUUGUGGAGAGACCAAGAUUGCCAACAAGACUGGAAGUUGGGUUUCUAUGAUUCAGGUCUUUGAGUACUUUAUCUCUCAUCAUCUGACUAAGGCUUUCGAGUCCGUCUUUGGCGGUGUCACCUGUCUUCCCGGAUGUUUCUGUAUGUAUCGUAUAAAGACUCCGAAGGGCGGUCAGAACUACUGGGUCCCUAUCCUCGCCAAUCCUGAUGUCGUCGAGCACUACUCUGAGAAUGUUGUUGACACCCUGCACAAGAAGAACCUCCUGCUUCUCGGAGAGGACCGUUAUUUGUCGACCCUGAUGUUGAAGACCUUCCCCAAGCGUAAGCAGGUUUUCGUUCCUCAGGCAGUUUGCAAAACCAUUGUACCCGACGAAUUCAAGGUUCUUCUCUCACAGAGACGCAGAUGGAUCAACUCGACUGUGCACAACCUCAUGGAACUGGUUCUCGUGCGGGAUCUUUGUGGAACAUUCUGCUUCUCUAUGCAAUUUGUCGUCUUCAUCGAACUAAUUGGAACGCUUGUCCUCCCCGCUGCUAUCACCUUCACGUUCUACUUGAUUAUCAUUUCAUUCGUCAAGAAGCCGGUACCCGUCAUCCCUCUUGUCCUCCUCGCGCUCAUCCUUGGUCUGCCUGCCGUCUUGAUUGUCCUCACUGCCCACCGUUGGUCGUAUGUCUUUUGGAUGCUCAUUUACCUCAUUUCAUUGCCCGUGUGGAAUUUGAUCCUGCCGUCAUACGCCUUCUGGAAAUUUGAUGACUUCUCUUGGGGCGAUACUCGGAAGGUCGCGGGCGAGACGACAAAGAAGGCUGGUAUCGAGUAUGAAGGAGAGUUUGACUCGAGUAAGAUUGUUAUGAAGCGAUGGGCAGAUUUCGAGAGAGGUUUGUUCCCCCCCCAAAAAUAUAAAAAUUAACAUAAGAUGUGAUGCUAACAAGAAUAUAGAUCGUCGUCAACGACUCCCGCAAUCUGGUUGGGCUCCUCAACCUGCUGGCUCUUGGAGCCACCAUCAGGGAUAUGAGGGAGAGUACCAAGACACGUAGAUUUCGUUUUUUUUGUUCGUUUCCUUUUCCGCCAGCUUAACGACCAUUUUUUGUAAAACCUGCUGUUUCUCAUACCCUCGUUACUCCCAACCUUGUCAGUGUUGCUCUAACCCAACGUGUUAUUGUACAAGUAUUGUGGAAGAUGGCUAGCUAGAUUGAUUAGGAGUUUAUAUUUUCCUUUGAUCCCACUCUCUUUCCUUUUUACGCGCAUCAUACCCAGUUUCCUUUUACACGCGUGUUUUGUCGAUUGAAUGGGAGCAUAUACCCUCGCGAUAUUGGCUUAUUUCUUCAUUUAUUCUCUCUUAUCUGUAAUUGGGUGGGCGGAAGGUUGGAUGAAUGGGAGGGAAGUGAGGAAGAGGGUAAGGAAAGAAAGAGGGGCAGAGAAAUGAAGGCCAAAAUAUGAAGUAUUUGGGAGCGUUUUAAUGGGAGUGAUAUUCUUUUUAGUACAAACAUUUUCGGGGGUGCUUACAGCGGUGCGGAAGCGGAAACGAGGUGAAUCAAGGCGAAGUCGCAAGCUCGGGAUAGGAUCGUCUGCAGGAUUGCUUGGGUUAACUUUUAGAGUGCUACAGAUGUGAUGUUAUUAUAGGGCGGUCCGAAGCUGUCUGUAUGAUAUAAUACACGGGGAGUGCAGUGC
Tuber aestivum (summer truffle) is the source of this 5122-nucleotide messenger RNA. The record is from the annotation of a GenBank genome assembly. NCBI's taxonomy places the organism in Eukaryota, Fungi, Ascomycota, Pezizomycetes, Pezizales, Tuberaceae.